AUGCCAGUGUCCAAAUUCCAGCAGGCUUUGCAGGACCUCCUAGCCAAGCUGAGAAGGAGCCAUGCCUUCUUCAUUCAGUGCAUCACCCCUAGUCCCAAAAAGCUAUCAAAUAUCUUUGAUGUGGAGUAUGUCACUUGUCAGCUGCGGCAUUCUGGGAUACUGGAGGCCAUCCACAUUAGAAAGGAGGGAUACCCAGUCCAUCUUUCAUUCCAGAACUUCUUAGCCAGGUACAGUAGUGACGUGGGACUGCUGGAGAUCCCUGCAGAGCUUGCUGCCCUCCUGCAGUUAGCUGAAGGUCAGUACCAAGCACAGGCCAGCCAGAUAGCUGAGGCAUUGCCUCCAGAAGUCAAAGUCAAAGAUGACCUUACCCUCCCACCCACCAUCAACAGCUAUCCUUUCUCCUCCUUUGUUAAGUCACACUUCCAGAAGACAGAUUUCCCUGCCCCUGGUCAGCCCCUGCAGCACCCCUUAACCCAUCUGGAUGCUGAAAACGAGGAGAGCGCGCUUGAGAUCAACAAACUGGUAAGAGACAUCUUUCUUGACCAGGGCCUCAUUGAAGAACAGAUUUUGCGGUUCAUUGGUGACAAGAAUCUCCAUGGCUGGCAGCAGAUACUUCUGGGCAACUACAUUGCUGGAAGAGGUUUGAAUAACGUGGCCCUGCGCAAUGAAAUCUUCAGUCAGGUGGUUGCACAGACAUGGAAGAACACAGACGUGGAGCACAGCCAGCGAGCUUGGGUCCUGAUGGCGACUUUGCUGAGCUGCUUUGCCCCUUCACCAGCACUGGAGAAGCCGUUGCUGAAAUUUGUGUCAGAUCAUGGCAUGGAGGGCUACAAUGCUGUUUGCCAGCGCAAGAUCUUGACAGCAGCACAGCACACAGAGGUGGACUCUACAUUCUCUCGGGCCUACCCUCCCACUCAGCUGGAGUGGACUGCAAACCAGAGGAGAGGGAAGAUGGUUCUGGAUGUUCAUACCUUUAAUGAGGAGAAGAUCUCAGCUGAGGUGGAGUCCUGGAUGACUGGGGAGCAGUAUGCAGGCUGUCUCCUGAGUGCAAGGGGCUGCGAUAAGAAGUCUCGAGGGUGGUCUAUCUCUAUGUUUACUGGCAACACAUGGCAGGACCUCCUGGGCUGUGACUUUGUGCUGGACCUCAUUGGAGAGAUGGAGGAGGCCAGCAACCUCAGCAGCCCCUCUCAGUCCUCAGCUGAGUACCCCAUCACUUCCGAAAGGGAGAGAAGCUUCCUCCAGAACUCUGACCUGGAUUCGAUCCCUCCUGCUCCAGGCAUCCGGGCCCCUACCUUCCCACCACCUAGCUUGAGUCCAGAAUUCAACAAUCUCCAUCCAGAUCCAAGGUUCGGAGAUGACCUGAGGAGCCCUGUAGGCUUGGAUCACUAUGUGGAUGAUCUCUUCAGCACUGUGCUGCAUCAAGGCUCCAGAGUACCAGAUAUGGAGAGCAGGGAGAGUCUGACUGGACGCAUGAAAGGAGGUGGGAAGAUUGGACCCACACAGAGAGGCUUCUCUGGAAUGACUCAAGCACCAGUUUACCAGUCUGUGCCUUCAAUGAUGGGGAUGCCAGCGGCCAUGCCUAUGAUGCCAGCGGCUGGCGGGAUUGCACCUAUGCCAGCCAUGGUUAUGCCCCAGCCUGUGGUUCCAGCUGUAGAUCCCAAUCAGUUAGCAGCACAACAGCAAACCUUUAUCAACCAGCAAGCCAUGCUCAUGGCCCAGCAGGUGACCCUUCAAGCCAUGAGCAUUUCCCAGCAGCAGCAGCAACAGCAGCGGUGGCAACAGUCUCUUGAGAACUCAAAGCCAAGAGUCUCAAGUCCACCACAAGCCCAAGCCUCAGCUCCAGCCCCGGCCCCAGCCACUUCCCCAAAACCCAAGAAGCCUCCCAGCAGCCAGAAUGCUACACCACCCCCAAAGGCUCCAGAACCACCAGCUAAGGCAGAAGAACCGGUUUAUGACUACACGGAAGACGAGUUCUCCGACAGUGAAGAUGAUGACUAUCCUCGAGAAACUUUCCAGCAGAAGAGAGAAUAUUUUCAGAAGAUGGCUCCUGCUCCCCCUUUGCCACCUCCUGAGCCGAAGCCAAAAAAGCAGACACGAAAAGCGAAGAAGGAGCCACCUGUAGUGAAGCCUUCAGGCCCCGAGUCGCGGCCUGAACCCAGCCGGGAGAUCCGCAACAUCAUUAAAAUGUACCAGAGCAGGCCAGCCCCCGAGCCCCAGCCUAUCGAGCCUGUCAGGAGAGUGUCUAAGCCAUUUAUGAAGAAGAACGACCCCAAAAAUGAGGCUCUGGCCAAGCUGGGAAUGAUGAACCUCUCCUCUCCCAAAUCACCAUCCCCCCUGCCACAAGAGAAGAGAACGCCUCCACCUCCCAAGCCUAAGCCAGGCUCAGCUUCCAGCUCUAUCAAGGAGAAGCAGUUGCCUCUCCUGUCCAUCUUCAGCCAGGAGAACUCUACUGUAACAGUAGCAGAAGAUGAUGGCAUCAAGACCCAGCUGUACAAGCUCGCUGCCAGUGUCAGCUUUUCCUAUAUCAACCCUGCCUGGAAAAUCUUUCUGCGCAAAGAGGUGUUUUACCCCAAAGAAAACUUCAGUCACCCUUAUUGUCUGAAUUUGCUGUGUGAACAGAUCAUGCGUGACACCUUCUCUGACUCCUGCCUUCGGAUCUCCAGGGAGGAGAAGCGCAAGAUGAAAGACCUGCUGAUGGAGUUCCGGGUUGGCAACGAUGUCCAGUCCAUUCGGGAGGAUGGGAUAAAGAAGAGGAUUGUACUGGCUGCUCGAGAUAACUGGGCUAACUAUUUCUCCCGCCUUUUCCCAGUUCAUGGUGAAAAUGGAAGCGAUGUCCAGAUUCUGGGUGUUUCUCACCGGGGCAUGCAGCUGCUGAAGGUGGUGAAAGCAGCUGGGUAUAAUCCUGAGCACCUAAAGAUUCUUCGCAGCUACAGCUUUGCAGAUGUGCUGUCAGUGGAACUGAAGGGCAGCAAUGCCCUGGAGCUCUCUCUGAAGACAGAGCAGCUCUUCCUGCACUCUCCAAAGGCUCCGCACAUCAAGGCCAUGGUGGAACUCUUCAUCCAGGAGCUGAGGCAGGAUACCAACUACGUUGUUGCUUUGCGCAGCUACAUUGUGGAUGACAAGAGCCUCCUUAGCUUCAAGAAGGGUGACCUCAUCAAGCUACUGCCCAUGCAAGGCGUAGAGCCAGGCUGGCAGUUUGGCUCCACCGGUGGCCGCUGUGGUAUUUUCCCCACCAGCCUUGUGCAAUUGGCUGCAGCCCCUGAUCACCUCAGCACCAGCAUGGACAGACGUGGAGGGCUGCGGAAGAGCAUGAAAGCUUCCCCGGAGAGCAGGAACACCAGCAGGGAGAGUUCUGUUCCCAGCCUGAUAUCAGAACCCGACAGCGUCAUGUUAGUCCCUGCUGGCGAUCAUUAUACCAUGAUGGACUUCGCCAUAGCCUACUUCCGAGAGGCUCAGUCCAUGCAGGGACUGAACGGGAUUUCUGCUGAAAAGAAGAGUGCAGCUGCCCUGGUCCAGCACACCAAGGUCCCAAUCCAGGAAUCUUUGCUCCGGUACGCUGAUAGUGAACUGAAUGAGCUUGCUACAAAGAACUUCAGGACUCUGAUGCAGUUCAUGGGAGAUCAAUCAAAACUCAAGAACCAGAAUGAGGCUGAAUGCAUCUAUGAAAUCCUUCAGCUGUGCAAGGAGAAGGAGAGUUUGCAUGAUGAGGUCUACUGCCAGGUCAUCAAACAGGUCACCCACAACCCUAACCAGGAGAGCGUGCUGCGUGGUUGGUUGCUCCUAAACCUGCUAACUGGGUACUUCCUCCCUUCUAACAUCCUGAUGCCCUAUGCCACCAAGUUUCUGCAGCUAGCCAGCAGUGACCCAUCCAGCACCCACCAUGAUAUAGCCAAGAUCUGUCAGAGCAACCUGCGGAAAAAUUUCAUGUACGGGGGCCGUCGCCGCCUUCCUUUCCCUGUGGAGAUAGAGGCAUUGCUGGUGGCCAAGGAGCUCUUGCAGGAGAUCUGUGAGCAGAUGGGGGCAGAUAAAACGGUGAGGCCGAUAAGAUCAGAGGAGUAUCUUCAUGAUUACCUGCUGGAGGACAAGUUGGUCACUGUGACUUUACGCAGGCUCAUCUGGAGGACGCCUCUGCACUUUGAGAACAGAAUUUAUACUGAUGUUCAUUAUGGACAGAUGCUGUGGGAUUACCUGAAUGGGAAGAUACUGUUGAGCCGUAGUAAAGAAAUGGAGAUGCAGGUGGGCAUUUUGGCAAUGCUCCAGCACUGGGCCAAAACAGAGCAGCAGAACUCUGAUCCCUCCAGGGAAGAGCUGAAGGAGUACACGCCAAAGACCCUGCAGUCCUCCAUCAGUCCCCAGGCUCUGCAGAGCUAUGUUGGCAUGCUGCUGAGAAGCAGGCAGCCCUUCCAGCCGGUGGAUGCAAAAAUCCAGUUCAUAGAUAAAACGGUGAGGCCGAUAAGAUCAGAGGAGUAUCUUCAUGAUUACCUGCUGGAGGACAAGUUGGUCACUGUGACUUUACGCAGGCUCAUCUGGAGGACGCCUCUGCACUUUGAGAACAGAAUUUAUACUGAUGUUCAUUAUGGACAGAUGCUGUGGGAUUACCUGAAUGGGAAGAUACUGUUGAGCCGUAGUAAAGAAAUGGAGAUGCAGGUGGGCAUUUUGGCAAUGCUCCAGCACUGGGCCAAAACAGAGCAGCAGAACUCUGAUCCCUCCAGGGAAGAGCUGAAGGAGUACACGCCAAAGACCCUGCAGUCCUCCAUCAGUCCCCAGGCUCUGCAGAGCUAUGUUGGCAUGCUGCUGAGAAGCAGGCAGCCCUUCCAGCCGGUGGAUGCAAAAAUCCAGUUCAUAGAGCAUGUGAUGAAAUUGCCUUUCUUUGGCUACAACAUCUACUUUGUAGAGAGAGUCAGCGAUAACACAAUCCCCGUGCCCUGUUUCUGUGGCGUGAAUAAAGAAGAGAUCAUUGUGGUGGAUGGCACCACCCAGGCAAUCUCCUGUGUCAUUCCAUUGAAAGAGCUGCAGAAGAUGCGAACCCUGCGGCCUGUCUCUGAUGGUGGGCUUCCUGGCGUAGAACUAAACUAUGGCUCGGCUGCCAGCCCCAAGACUAUGUGGCUUGAACUGUCACAGGCUAAAGAAAUGUAUCACACGAUUGUUGUCAUCCUGGAUAAAACAGAGCUGCACCACUAA
Molecule: messenger RNA, 5181 nt
Organism: Pygoscelis adeliae (Adelie penguin)
Lineage: Eukaryota; Metazoa; Chordata; Aves; Sphenisciformes; Spheniscidae
Gene: MYO15A
Product: myosin XVA
Exons: 45
Coding region: 1-5181 (1726 amino acids)
Cellular component (GO): myosin complex; cytoskeleton
Molecular function (GO): ATP binding; protein binding; cytoskeletal motor activity
Source: RefSeq, a predicted model, not a curated record